Haemonchus placei is the source of this 519-nucleotide messenger RNA. The record is from the annotation of a GenBank genome assembly. NCBI's taxonomy places the organism in Eukaryota, Metazoa, Nematoda, Chromadorea, Rhabditida, Trichostrongylidae.
AUGAGAUUAGGAGAUUGUCAUAUCUUACGAGAGAGUUGUAAUGUUGGUCGUUCGUGGACCUGCGGUGUGCUAGAUUUUAAGUUCUAUUUUUUCCAGAUGUUUCCGGGUGUACAACAACAGCCUCCAGUGCCAGGGGCUAUGAAUGACGUCGAGUUCGAAGAGAUAAUGAACAGGAACAGGACUGUUGCAUCCUCUGCGAUUUCUCGAGCAGUUGCCGAUGCGGCGGGAGGGGACGUCAAGUCCGCGACGGAAACCAUCUUAACAGCCAUUUCUCUAAUCAAACAAAGCCGUGUAGCCCAAGACGAUCGCUGUCGCGUUCUAGUUGUCAGCCUUCAGUCUAAGGCGUAUUCUGGAGGAGGAGGAAGUAGUCGCAGCAAGCAUCGCGAUAGAUCUCGUAGCCGCUCUCGUGAUCGCGAUCGUAAGCGACGACGUCGCAGCCGUUCAAGGAGUCGGUACGUUGCUAAUUUUGCUGUCGUUCUUGGCUUCAUUUCGACUCACUUUUUUUUAUUCUGGAAAUAG